GGUUAUUCCAGCACCUUUACAGACAGAAAACUGGGGCAAGUUUUAUUUCUUCGUCCACUCUCUUGUAUGUUUCCUUUUGCUUGCCGGUGUCUCUGGUGCACAUGAGGGAACUCAGCAACAACGCACCUCUUGGGGUCCAGCGCCCCCAAACCCAGUGCCAGACCCAUUCCGGGGAAAGGAGUCCAGGGGCACAUUGCCACCUGAUGAGCUACCUCGACCAGCCUCUGCCUCCCACUCCGCUCAUGCUACUGCAGCUUGAGCUUGGUGCCACCUGCCUGCCCCGAGCAGCCCUGCCCACCUGUUAGCAGCUAGGCGAGACCCAGCGCAAGGGCUGGCAUGUGUGUGAGGGUUUGAAAUCCCGGCCGAUUUUGCCCCAUCUCAGGCUGCAGCAGCAGCCCUGGGAACCUUAGCACUGGAAAAGUGACAGCGAGCGAGAGAAGCUCCCCCCUGGCUCUGCUGCUGACGUCUCUCCUUCCUCUUGUUCUUUCCCUAUAAAGAAUCCCAGGCUCACAUCAAACAUCCCAGCAAAAGCAGAUCAAACUGGGAGGGGUGGGGGAGAGCGAGAGAAAUACCUAAACUGGGAUCUGCCCAGGCAGAAGCCCCACUCCUUGCAAGAAGCCGAACCGGUCGCCUGCUCCUGGGCUUGUGAUUCCCCCAGCACCAUGUAGCAGAGAUCCCGUGGGCUCGUGUCAGCUGAAACAGCUACUGGGACGCAGGCGUUUUGUUUUGGUUCCCCCCCUCCUCCUGUCUCGCAAGCCUGAGAGAGUUUAAAAGCUUCUUCCUCCAGAUCCCUGCAGCACCUGCACCUCCCUGGAUAAACAGACCUCAGCGGAGGCUCUUGGUUGCAGACACUUUAACCAGAACCCAGCCCAAGGGAAGAGAGCGACUCAGAAGCAGCCGCUCAGUGACUCGAAAAAACUUUGCACCAAAACUUUUUGUUGCGGUUGCUUCGCUUUGUUAACCCCUUUGGUCAGUUGUGUAACAUCUGCUCUUCUCACCGGUCUCUUUACUUUAAUCAGAUUUUAGCCAAAAAAAAAAAAGGGGGGGGGGGAAAAACCAACCCAAACAAACAAAAAACCCCAGAUCAUCCCAUGAGUUCGGAGGGGGGAAACAAGGAAUAAAGUUAUUCUGAAAAAAAAAUAACAUUUGGCCGUCAAGAAGAGAGGGAGGCAAACAAAACCUGUAGCAAAGGGGGGAAGCAGUGAAUGGAAAGCGCAGUUUCACUGGAAUCAACAAGUGAGAACUUCUGGACGCCUUGUUCUUCCCCCUCCCCGCCCUUACCCAGCCUGAGGGCUUUGAAACUUGUUGCUGGAAAGAAAUUGACCCUAUUGACAGAUCUCCCUUCUUGCACGUUUAUAAAGGAUAUACUCAUCAUUCACAUCUGCACCAGACAUGAUUCCAAAGCACUGCACCGCCCUGGCUGUUUGUGUGCUUCAUGGACUGCUUUGGCUACAAGGUCUUGCUCUGGAAGAACUGCUACUGAAACCAAAGUUGAACAUCACAGAAGAUCAAAUUGUAAUCAAUGCAGGAGAUUUCUUUGCCAUAACAUGCAGGGGAGCAGCCGCCUUGACCUGGCUAUGGGGAAAUGAGCCACACAAAGACGUUCCCCACAGAUGGACCGUAUCUGAGCACAAGUGUUCAGACAACAUACAGCAGACCUGCAGCAGGCUCACAAUCAACAAAGCUAUAGCCAGCGACACUGGUUACUUCACCUGUGUUUAUAAUGACCUCCUUUCUAACAAGGACCUCAUGGCCAAGACAUAUGUGUACGUUACAGACCACCAGAAUCCAUUUGUUCAGAUUCACCCUCGAUAUCCCAAAGUGAUAUAUGUAGUGAAUACUACCGAAGUGGUUGUCAUACCCUGCCGGGUCACCUCACCAGAUAUCAAACCCAAGCUUCGACAGCUUCCUUCUUCUUCUUCAGAGUUCAGCUACUGGAGGAUGGUGUGGGACCCCAAGAGAGGAUUUGUCAUCCCCUCUCCUCCUUUCCACUUCUUCAAAGGCAUGCUCAUGUGUACAACCAAAGUAAACGGAAUUGAGUCCUCAUCCUACUACAUCCUACAGAAAGUGGAGGGCAGAAUACAGAACCUGGCUCUGAAAGCAAACUCCAGAAAGCUGCUGGUCGGAGAUACUCUCAACCUGGAAUGCAGUGCGGAGACCUUUUUCAAUGGACGGAUUGAAUUUGAAUGGCAGUAUCCUAGUGGGAGAGAUCAUAAGCCUACACGAAUUUUGAACAAAAGUCAGUCCGUUUAUAAAGGCUUCAGUAAUCUGACCAUCCACAACGUUACCAUGGAAGACAGUGGCUUGUAUAUAUGCAGAGCAGUCAAUGUAACGGGACUGGAGACCAAUGUAAUGAUACUGAAGGCCAAUGAAACAAUCACUGUAUACAACAAAGCUUUCCUGAGAGUUUCUUAUAAGAAAGGACCCUACCAAGAGGGGGUAGCAGGACACAAGUUACUGAAACUAGCUGUGAAGGUGGAUGCCUUUCCCCGCCCCAGUGUUACCUGGUAUAAAGAUGGCAAGCUAAUCAAGGAGAACCACACUUGCUAUGUACCAGAUCGAACAAAGUACAAGCUGGGCAUAAGGGAUUUGAGACCAAAGCAUGCUGGGAACUACACCAUAGUCCUGAGCAACACUAAACAUGGCCUGUAUGAGAACCUCACCAUCCAGCUGGUAGUGACAGAGAGGCCCAAAAUCUAUGAAAAGGAGACAGACUUUGACAAGGUCGCACAAGUGAACCUAGGAAGCACACAAAGCCUUCAGUGCACUGCGAGCGGGACUCCGGACCCCAAGAUCAUGUGGGAAUGGGAGCCAUGCGCCCCUGCAGAAGACACGCGCUGCAGACACAGUGGAAAAAGAAUUGUCGUUCAGAAAAACAUCAGUGAGACAGACAUGUGGACAGGCAACAAAAUUGAGAGCAUUGAGGAGAAAUACAUAAUGCAUGAAGAUAAAAAAAAGAUCAUAAGCAAGCUGACUACAGAACAUAGCACUGCAUCAGGGAUCUAUUACUGCGUGGCUUCGAACAAGAUUGGCAAAGAGGAAAGAAGCAUCAAGUUCUAUGUCUCAGAUGUGCCAUCGGGUCUGCAAACGGAGCCACAGAUCACCACCAUCGUGGGGAGUGAUGUUCAGCUGACUUGCAGAGCCUCCAGAUACAUUUACGAUCACCUGGCAUGGUACUACCCUUCCUCAGAGGUGGUGCCCGCCAGCUUCAUGCAGGAGCAAAUUGACAGAUACUCCAUUUCCUUGACACUGGCCAUUAGUAAUGUCACAGAGGAACACGCCGGGCAGUACAAGUGCAUCGCUCAGAAUCGGCACAACAGCACGGAAGUGCGAGAAGAGGACACCCAGCUUGACGUUAAAGCAAAGGCAGUGCCAUAUAUUAUGCAGAACCUCACGGACCGAGAGGUUAACAUCAGUGGCAAGAUCAUUCUGGAGUGCAAAGUCAAUGGAACCCCAACGCCUCAGAUUGCGUGGCGGAAAAAUGGCUAUCCCAUUUCACCUGCUUCAGGAAUUUCCAUGGAAAAUAACACCCUAGUCAUCGAACGAGUGAAAAAAGACGAUGAAGGCCUCUAUGAAUGUACGGCUUCCAAUGAAAUGGGCAAUGACAGCACAUCAGCAUUUAUUAAAAUACAAGGCUCUGAAGAAAAAUCCAAUAUUGAAGUUAUCAUUUUGGUCUGCACUGGUCUAGCAGCUACCCUUUUUUGGCUUCUUCUGACCCUUUUCAUUCGGAAACUGAGAAAACCUGAUGCCACAGAUAUUAAAACGGGAUACCUGUCAAUCAUAAUGGAUCCAGAGGAAAUGCCCCUUGAUGAGCAGUGUGACCGUCUGCCAUAUGACAGUAGUAAAUGGGAGUUCCCAAGAGACAGGCUGCGGCUUGGUAAAACACUGGGUCAUGGUGCUUUUGGGAAGGUCGUGGAGGCAUCUGCUUUUGGUAUCGAUAAAUCUUCAACCUGCAAAACAGUCGCCGUUAAAAUGCUUAAAGCAGAAUGUGCAACUACAAAUGAGUGCAAGGCUUUAAUGUCCGAGCUGAAGAUCCUCAUCCACAUAGGACACCAUCUGAACGUGGUCAACCUGCUGGGAGCCUGCACCAAAGCAGGAGGUCCUUUGAUGGUCAUCGUAGAAUACUGCAAAUAUGGAAAUCUGUCUAAUUACCUGAGAGGAAAACGAGGGGACUUUGUUGCAUAUAAGUCCCAGGAGAACUCUGACCAAGCAGAGAAAAGUCUGGAUGAGUCCAACAGUGAUUUAACAGAGCUGAUCAAGAGGCGCCUUGAGAGUGUGGCCAGCACAGGAAGCUCGGCCAGUUCAGGAUUCAUUGAAGAUAAGAGUUACAGUGACUCGGAAGAGGAAGAAGAAGAUGGUGAGGAUCUGCAAAAGCGACCCCUAACCUUGGAGGAUCUGAUUUGCUAUAGCUUCCAGGUGGCAAAAGGCAUGGAGUUCCUGGCCUCCAGAAAAUGUAUUCAUCGGGAUUUGGCAGCAAGGAACAUCCUUCUGUCGGAAAACAACGUGGUUAAGAUCUGUGACUUUGGACUGGCUAGGGAUAUUUACAAAGAUCCUGACUAUGUACGGAAAGGAGAUGCAAGACUUCCACUUAAAUGGAUGGCUCCAGAGGCUAUUUUUGAUAAAAUUUAUACUACGCAGAGUGACGUGUGGUCUUUUGGCGUGUUACUAUGGGAAAUAUUUUCUCUGGGUGCCUCACCAUACCCGGGAGUGCAAAUUGAUGAGGACUUCUGCCGCCGCCUCAAAGAAGGAACACGGAUGAGAUCGCCAGAAUAUUCCACUCCAGAAAUCUACCAGACUAUGCUGGAUUGUUGGCAUGGAGUUGCCACAGAGCGGCCCACCUUCACAGAGCUGGUUGAGCGCUUAGGAGACCUCCUCCAGGCAAACGUGAAACAGGACGGUAAAGACUAUAUUCCACUGAACAUCACAUUAUGCCUUGAUGGAGAAUCUAACCCAAAGACCUGCCCAGUGGAAGAAAACUUGAGCAAUUGCAUUAAUCGCUGGAGUGCAUUGGGAAUAGGUAAUAACAGUAAGAAGAGACCGCUGAGUGUGAAGACAUUUGAUGAGGUGCCAGUGGAGAAGCAGAAAAUGAUGAAUGAGGAGAGCGAGUCGGAUAGCGGGAUGGUGCUGACAUCUGAUGAGAUGAAAAGCCUGAAGAGGCUGGAAAUCCGCUCCUGGCCUUAUGGGAUUAUGGCUCUAGCGCAGCGAGCUGUCAGCAAGAGCAAAGAAUCCAUGUUAUCAGAGCAUGAGAUUGUGAAAUACCAGCCAGCAGUACAGAUCGAUGAGGAAACCAUGGACUUCACCCUGGAAGACUCAGUCCUCCUGCCCAUGGAUCCAAACCUGGAAUGCCACAGCCCACCUCCUGACUACAACUCUGUCAUCCACUAUUCUGCCCCUCCAGUGUAAUCAGCCCAGUUCGAUCUUUGCACCUCUUUCAGCAAUGCUGGAUUCUCACAUGCCUCCACCAUUUGUACAGGCUGUUUAAAAGGACUAGGGUAAAAAGAGGAGAAGGAAACUGACAGGGUCCCUGCUAUGAAUGGAAACCCUUAAAGAGCAGCUACCUUAAAAGGUAUAUCUCAGCUUAUCUAGCUAACAUACCAGAAUCAAAAAUAGGAGCUGCAGCCCAAAAUUGCCCCCACUCCGGACUCCCCCCACUGGAUUGCUCAGUGGCAAUUGCAGAUGUGCAAGGUAUUUCAAUCCCUUUUUGCUCAUUGCAUACGAGAGUCACGGAGAAUCAAAUCAAGUCAGGUGUGAAAACAGUAUUGAUUCUGCUGGCCAUACGUAAACCCUGCAAGGAUUAUACGCUCAGAUGCUGUCCGGGGAUCAAUUAAGAACUGCAGCCCCAAACACUGAUAUGUGGAUUUUGAAACCGUACAUUAUUUUAAAAACAUGGGGAUCUCAUUGUCCCUCCCAAAAUCUAUUUGAAAUAUCAAAAUUAUUUUACUUAUGGUUGGUAUUCUAAUGGUGUUUAUAAAUCUUCUAGGAUCCGUCCUUAAAACCAUAUAACAUACACAGAGCAUGGGUACUCUGAGUACCCGCAGAAAGCCUGGAUUCGAUUGCAUUCUGGGCACACUACACAGCUCAUCUAUUUCCCCAGGUGUUUCCUUUGUGGGAACAACAAUUUAUUUUAGUGCAUUAUUUUAUAAUGAUUGUUCAGCACCCUAGGUCUUUGGAUAAGGACUUUAUAAAUUUAGAUAAAUAAAUUUUCCCGUGUGUGUAUGUGUGUGCAACAAUGCAGGCCAUAUGCCAUUGGGACACCAACAGUUUAACACAAUUAUUCUGUUUAACUUCUGACACAUAUCUUUAUAGAAAGCACUUCCCCUAGAUUCCACUGCUGAUGCCAAACACAGUUUGAUUUUUGGAAUACCAACCAAUAUCACACUAGGAGCAAUCUGACAUUUAGGUUUGUACUGCUGGGGCCCAUGCAGCCUGACCACCUUGCUACUGUGGUGUGUAAUGCCCUAAGCGAGUAAGUCAAAGCUUUUUGCAGUCAGGCCUGGCUGGAUCAUGGAUCUACAGAGCUGAGAAAUUCAAAGUGACCUGUCCCUCACCCCCCACAUGCUAUGUACAGCAGGAGAAUUGUAGGUUUGCCAGCAUGCACACCCAUCUCCUCCUUGCAGCAAACUCACAAGUAAGCAAGUAAAUCCUUGUAAUUGAAUGCACUGUGAAGUAAUCUCAGCUGACAUUAAAAAUUUAGGCAGGAGUAAAGCAUCUAGGAUAUCAAGUCUAAAGCAAGGCUGAGAAAGAUGUUCAUUGACAGUCAUGCCUGUAACCUCCUAAAUUAUAACCUGAGAAAAGGAGCUUUACAUUAAUUUUCUCCCUGGGGAUUUUUCCAAGGCCUAGGAAACCCCUCCAUUCCCUUCCCAGGUCUGGCAUUAGCAAUUACCUCUUUCCUUCAGAGGACAGAUCUUUUUAAAUGAUCACAAACCGAAAGAAGAAAAGGCACCUGGCAAACAAUGUGAUCAUCUUUCCCUAGCUCCUCCAGCAUAGUGAAAACAGACCAAACGCUCUCAGAACAUUAGAAUCAUUUUCCAAUUACUAGGUAGACCUGAUAACAUUGAAAUAAGCAUGAAAGAAGACUCAGGUAUUAUCACAGGGGAAAACAAAAAACAAACAAAACAUCCCAAGCCCAGCGCCCCCUUACCUGUGAAUGGUAAAACAGUUGAAAUGGGGGAUCCUCAGAUUGUAAUCUCGGUUCUCUUUAGUUCCUGAAUUAAUCUGGAAAAAGCAUGCAGGCUCCCAUUUAAGAAAAGAGAUCUGCAGUAAUUCACAAGGAUGAGUCCCCUUGUUCCUAGUUGACCUGCUGGGAAGUUGUGGUCUGUAAUUGCUUUAUUGUCAUUUUUGCACUUCUUUGUAUUGUAGUAACUAUGUGUUAACUAGAGCUGGUCAAAUAAUGAGAGAAACCUAUUGGGGAAUAAUUUAUCUAAAGAGUGACAAAUAGCUCUUUUGAUCAGCUGUUCAGUGAAUAUUAAAUUGACCAUCUAUAGAGCUGGUCAAAUAAUAAAGCACUUGGUUUGCAGAUAAUUUAUUCACAAGACAAAUGGAAAAAAUGUCUCCAAUAUAUAACUCUGCUGGGUCUAGCAUUAACAGUGUCAAUGUGAGACAGUUUUUGCUGUUGUACCUUGCUCUUAAGCUUGUGAAAAUUACAGUGUGUAAAAAACUUUUGCUUGCAAAUUCUAAAUAUAAGGAGGCCUAGGGAAAAAAUAACAGUUGCAAGUAUAUAAAUGUGCUCUCCAUUUUUAAAAUAAAAUUGGAAACACUGCUGUGCUAAUUAGCUGCUUCCAAGAAAACUCAGCAUCUUUCCCCUUCCCCUUUCUUCAGAACACAAUUUGCAGAGGCUUUUAUGAAACCAAAGGGAUGCAGGGGUUGUGUUCUAAGUGGAACCAAGGAGGUGCCUUUAUUUAAGGGGGCACUGCAUCUAGAGUCUUAUUAUGGCUUUUAGCCAACCUCCAUCACAGUUGUUUUUAUGUCACAUGAGAACACAGAAAUGCAGGCCUGGGCACUCUCCUUGAGAUCUGCAAAAUUAUACCCAUCUUAAUCACUGGUUCCAUGGAUGGGUCUCUAAAAAUUGAGGACCUCUCUGUCAUUCAAGGAUCAGGAGACAUCUAGGGCUAGCCAUGCCUGAUGCCCAGUUCAUCAGAACCAGGACAACCCCUUAAUCCCUAUCUGAGGGUGGGAGGGUUUGGUUCCUUUAUGUCAGCCUCAAAGCACUUAAGAAGUGUCCUGAACAAAACUGCAAAAUGACCAAGGUUUGGACAAAUGUGUUUCCAACUUUUAUUUGAGUGGAAGUUUCUUUUCUUCUUCAUGGUAAAUGCAACCAGCUGAACUAUUACCUGACAAGUAUUAUUCAUGUAUGUGUCUUGUAUUUUAUUUACUAAUAUUUUGUUUGUACUUUCCUCUCCUCCCUUAAUUUAAUUAUUGUUCUUUCCUUACAUUGGUGUAUAUAGUUUACCCAAUAGAGGCAAAUAUAGCAAUUCCUCUAUAUGAUUAUGUUUGUAACAUUUUAGUCAAGAGAGAGAUGGAGAUCCCCUGACGUAACAGAGUUAAGUAUCUUUACUAAACAUUUCACUAAUGCUUGCGGGCCAGGCUUGGUUUACAGUACUCUCCCAUUUCCAGUUUAUAGUCACUCUCCUUUUGGCUGUUAGCAUCUUUGGCUCUCCUUUAUUCCCUUUGUUACGUAGCUUCAGUUAGAAAACAGGGAGUGAGAGGACUCUGAUGGGCUUGUAACAUUCCUGCAGGUAUCAGCAGUGCAGCUCAAGGUAAAAAGGAGGUAUUUUCACAGGUUCUAGUCUAACUCAAGGCUGAUCUACUGGCAGGAGGAAGAGAGGAGGCCAAAUUGCUAAGUGAUGUAAUGUUUGAUUUUUCAGACUUCUCAGGGAUUCCUAUUUGACUCCAGGGGGCAGUUGGCUACCUGCCUUUCUAAUCUGAUUCAGUUCGCUGACAACUGUUAUUAAUCAGUGUAAACCUGUUGGGCUUUUUAUGGUGUUUUCCCCUUCUGUUUUUCCCUAGCAACCCCAAAGUAUCAGGCAAAGGGACUCUGAGCAUUCAGGGGCAAGAAUCUCCCCUGAUGAACCCUGGGAUGAGAUAAGAGGCCAAGGAUAAGGUACCUCAUUGGGGUCCACAACCAUCUUAUUAUUCUGGUGUUUCUUGACAUCUAUAUUCCCUGGUUCCCCCUUUUCCUUACUAUCCAUGUAUCUUAACACUUAAUUUCAUGGAAAGUGCAGAUCAUGUAUAGCCUCCCUCCUGGCUUCUCCCAGUAGCUUCUUCUCUGCCUUUUGGCUAAGAUCAAGUGUACAACUGGUUUCAGUCUGAUAUUGUCCAGGUAUCCUGUACUUGCUGGGGAUUGACUAGAUAGCUAAACAGGUCUUUUUUUCUUCACCUUUAACUUUAACCUUUUCCCAUCCUAAGACUUCCUACAUUGGCUAGAGUUGGGGACUGUGGCUUUUUUAUCUCUAUCAGAAACUGUCCCGGUAGCAUCUCCCUGAACAAAAUAUGUUUCUUCUCUUCUGGGUAUUUAAAUACCCAGCUUCUCCAGCAAGCUAAAAUUUGGUGGAUUUAUAGCUGAAGUCUGUUUGUCUCUCCUGUCUCCUUCAGACACUUUGAUCACUCUUUGCCUCUUUCACUUUAUCUUAACCAGCUGGAGGGCCCAAACUCAGACACUGGACCCAUCUCCCCCCUCCCCUGAGUUCUAGGGCACCUCCAAUCAAAAUGAAAAUCUCAUGUCUCAGGCCUUUCUCUGUAGUAGGCUCAAAUGAGGACAUUAAAUCUAGACCCCUGUUAAAUUUGGAUCCAUACUGAGAUCCAAAUCUAAAUAUCUCCAAACACCACAGUUUGGAUCUCUUUCUAAUGUGAACACUGCUCUUUCUUGCAACUCUGUUGGGCAGUUGUCUGGAGUCCUUCAAAAGGCCAUGGCACUUUAUCACUUCUUCUCUGUUUCCUGUGUAUUGUGAAGAGUGUUCACUGGCACUUUACUCUGUAACCAGUUAGUCAAAAGCUUAAGACAUAAAUCUUCUCAAUAACAUUUCAUCUUCAGCAGUGGCACUGUUUUGUCACAUCCAGUCUUACCUGGGAAGUGUUAUCGGCUUUUAAUACAAUUACAAGGGUGUGGUCUUGAUUAAUGGUUUCUAGCUCCCAAGUCCCAACUAGGCAAUCCCAUGGAAUAAAAUGCCUCUGAUGAAACAUCAGCAGCAAAAUGUCCAUAACAAGAUAGAAUGCUACAAAGCACUGCAUCUGUAGGAGAUGAUGCAAUUCUGAACUCAAACACAGGGCCUUCUUCUUAAAAUUAAUUGGAAGGAGAGAACAGGAGAGGAAGUAUGAAUUUCCCUUGUUCGACCACAGUUCUGGUUUGUUUGUACCAAGUGUUGUUUCCAUAUUGUGUAGAAGGACAAAAAGUCCCAGUUCCUGGCUGGACUGCAAGAGCUCACUGGCAUGCCAACCAAAUAUGAUGCCUUAAAAGAUAUGGUUACUCACGAAGACUAGCAUGGAAUGCAGGAACCAAAGAGUGUCUUUGCCUGCCUGAUAAUCCUGUUUCACAAGAGCCAGCCCAGCCUUUUUAUUCAAUUCAUUUUUUCUUAGACCUUGAGCUGUCAAAGCUGUUAAUGAAAGCUGGGAAAGCCCAAUAACUGUGGAGUUAAGGAAAAUAAACUAAGCAAGUGCCAUGGUAUUACUCAAAUCACUAUGGAAUGUCUGGGUGCCCUGUCCCUGUCUGGCUGAAGAAUGUAUGCACUGAAAACUCCGCUUUCUUACGUAGUCGAAAAUUGUAUUGUAUCUAUUAACCAAAAUAAAAUGAUUCUAUAUUUAUACAG
Messenger RNA from Trachemys scripta elegans, 10802 nucleotides. RefSeq names its product vascular endothelial growth factor receptor kdr-like. Gene Ontology annotation, biological process: vascular endothelial growth factor receptor signaling pathway; protein phosphorylation; positive regulation of kinase activity. NCBI's taxonomy places the organism in Eukaryota, Metazoa, Chordata, Testudines, Emydidae. The transcript has 30 exons. Gene Ontology annotation, cellular component: signaling receptor complex; plasma membrane. The record is from RefSeq and is a predicted model, not a curated record. Gene Ontology annotation, molecular function: ATP binding; vascular endothelial growth factor receptor activity. The coding region runs from base 1393 to 5403 and encodes 1336 amino acids.